AUGCUCGCGGCGAGCAAGAAGAUCGGACGUCUGCUCGUGCUGCUGCUGACCACCUACCCUCUGCUGGCUGAAGCUGGCGGCAGGAGGGCAGGAAGUGGCAGGCGAUGCUUGUCUGCUCUGGUAGAGCCACCGACCAUCGGUCAGUGCACAAACUUGUUCAUCAAGGCGGUGGAGUACCGAGCAUGCGUGAGCAACGAGAGCGAAGUGCAAGCCAAGGCGACAGCAGCAAGAACAAAGCUCUCAGUCUCGGAUCUGAGCGUGUACGUCAACCUGGCACAGAGUUUCCUCAACCAGCAAUGCCGCCUUAUCUGGCAGAACUGGGUCACUCCUCCGUACUUCGUCUACACGUGCUAUGGUGGCACCAAGAACUUGCAACCCUGCAACGGCCCUGAAGAUCACUUCACAUGUACCUUAGGUACAUGUAUACAACUGCAGCAGAACCCCAACUGGCCGGUCAAUUGGUGGAACAUGAUCCAAACUAGUCAGUUUGGGGGGAUACCAACCACUCUCUACAACACGAGACAAUGGUAUUGCCCUUCUCAGCUGGAGUAUGAGCUGGGAACAGUGUCUCUCGGAUCAGUGACGGAGACGGUUUACGCUCCUUCCUCGAACCCCUGGAUCUUGAGCGAGUGCGACUUGGUGGACAGGUUCGGGCUGCCGCUGCCGAAUGCUGACGCUCAGUGCGAGAACGUGACGGACACAAACCCUGUGAAGGACCAGUGCUGCGGCUACUGCGUUCUCAACAACGCUCAUCUCAUGCGCAUGUGGAACUGCACGGCGUUAGGAGACCUCGCGCAUGACCCUGUUGGCUUGAACGCCCUCGCCCAGUACUGUCGCUUGGGAGGCUGCAAGGAGACUCGUCCAUGCCUAGGGAGUCCUGUGAAGAUGGGAGACCCCAAGACUCUGCUGAACCCCCUCAGUUAUGCCGUGCAGUGCGAUCAGCUCAACUCAGGCUGUCAAGAUCAAGUGUGUAAACUACGUUCGGCAUGUGAUAACAGGAUUGAAGCUCUGCGAUCUCGUUUAGGAUAUGGCCUUUCCGCCGCAUCCAGCCAUUCUUAUUCUUUUCUAUUUGUACUGUAUUUUCCGCUAAUGAUUAUGUCAUACAUGAAUAUUUGAAAGCACUAA
Guillardia theta CCMP2712 is the source of this 1125-nucleotide messenger RNA. RefSeq lists its product as hypothetical. The record is from RefSeq and is a predicted model, not a curated record. Bases 1 to 1116 code for a protein of 371 amino acids. NCBI's taxonomy places the organism in Eukaryota, Cryptophyceae, Pyrenomonadales, Geminigeraceae. The transcript is spliced from 13 exons.